This is a messenger RNA of Dreissena polymorpha, 1613 nucleotides long. RefSeq lists its product as uncharacterized. Gene Ontology annotation, molecular function: zinc ion binding. The record is from RefSeq and is a predicted model, not a curated record. The transcript is spliced from 4 exons. The coding region runs from base 58 to 792 and encodes 244 amino acids. NCBI's taxonomy places the organism in Eukaryota, Metazoa, Mollusca, Bivalvia, Myida, Dreissenidae.
GUUACAAACACAACAUAUUACUAGUUGGAUAAUUUCAUUGAGACAAACGCUCGAGAAAUGAAUUCUAGUAAAGAGGGAAUGAACAACAUGUGCGAAAUGUGCCAGUAUGCUUCAUUUAAAGCCACUUUUUACUGUGAGCAAUGCUCGCAACGUUUAUGCAAUUCGUGUGUGAAAUUGCAUAACAAUAUGAAAUUGCUUGCGGGUCAUAACAUCCUUAAAGUAGAUGAAACGAAGUUGGAAUAUGAUUACGCGCGCACAGAUGAAGAACUUAGCUCAGCCAUGAAUGCUAAAUGGUCAGCUGACCUACAGAGUGGACGAGGGGUGCAUACAUAUGAGCAGCCUAAUCGCAAAGAAGAAUCUAAAGAGAAGGUCGGGUAUGAAAACAUCGCGGCUAAAACAAAAGAAAAACGGAUGGUUUCUUCAGAAGCUAGCGGAGGAACCGUCGAACACGUGUACGAUGCGAUUGAUGAUUCCCAGUUGGAAUCUCUAUCAUCGGAUCAAGCUGAACGGUUUACGGUUACUGUGGAGCCUUGUGUGUUGGCGAAACUUUGUGGUAUCGAGGGUGUUAUGACAAUGUUGGUGAAAAAUCGAUGCAUUUCAUUCGAUGACCCUAGAACCCUGCAGACGAAGUACGUCUUUCAGCUAACGUGGCUUAGACGCUUGGGAAACAAGGGAUUUGACAAGCUAUAUUUCGAAGUUGGAAGAAAAUGCCCAAAUGGGGAAGGCACUAUCGUGUGUAUUACCCCAAUUGCUUUCAAAAUUCAUGCGAUGAUAAGACCGAAACUGCUCUGAACAAUGUUUUAGAAACCAAUGCCUUUAAAAUUAAAUAUUGUACUGUGUUUUUUUUUCGUAAAGCGGAUUAGCUAAAAUAUAUUUUUUCUCAGUCGAUUUGGUGACAUGUUUUCCCAGUUUACCAAGUCCUAUCAUGUGUAUUACUCGUCGUGCAGCUGAAAUUGAUAAGAUAUUUAAGUUAUGGACUAAAAGUAAAAAACAAUAAGUAUAUUUGUGUGAACAUGAACAUGGACAAUCUUUUGAUUCGUAUACUUCUGUAGUGUUACUUUUUCUGCGUAAAAUAGACUAUUCAUUUUUACUGUUGAUUGAAUCACCUCGCAAUUCAUUUAUAAUUGAGUUCAAACAGUAACAUUUUAACAAAUAUAGUAACAAAUAUUUUACUGUGUUUUAUCGUAAAGCGAAUUAGCUAAAAUGUUUUUAUCUCAGUCGAUUUGGUGUGUUCAUGUUUUCCCAGUUUACCAAGUAUACGUAGGAGUUCACAUUGUUGUAUAUAAAUAACGCGAAGGACGUAAAUAUAUUCAUCGUAAAAAAAUUGUUGUAUAAUGUUUGUACAACAAUGCCCGGUUUAUGUGUUCAAGCUGAGCUGAGAAUUAGCAUUUGAAAGUUUUUAAGGUAUUACUUGUUUGUUUCAUGUUAAUCCAACACACAUAUUUAUUUUAUAAAAAGGGAAGUAAGAAGGAUGUUUACAACUACAGGGGGAUUACAUUAUUAAAUACAUUUUGGAAAUUAUUUACUAAAGUCAUUAACAAUAGACUGAAUAAUUGGGCAGAAAAUUAUCAUGUAUAUAUAGAAUCACAGGCAGGUUUAAGACAAAACAUGGG